This is a messenger RNA of Mugil cephalus (flathead mullet), 1443 nucleotides long. RefSeq names its product vicilin-like seed storage protein At2g18540. The record is from RefSeq and is a predicted model, not a curated record. Lineage: Eukaryota; Metazoa; Chordata; Actinopteri; Mugiliformes; Mugilidae. The transcript is spliced from 3 exons. Bases 300 to 1307 code for a protein of 335 amino acids.
CUUGAUCAACUUUUCAACAAUAUUAAUUUUGGAGGUAAAUUAAAAUGUGCUUUCUCAACAUCUAAAAAUUUAAUUUGAGGGGUCAGGUAUUUAUUUGAGGAGGCGUUGCCCCGUUGCCCCCUCUUGCCCCUGCUUGAAGGACCUUGUUUACAUAGUAAUGGUUGCUAGGAUGUGUGAUUGGACAAUGACCGUUUGGGGGCGGGGCUUUGCGGAAGGUUAGAAAACUCAACACAACUAACGUUAGAAGCACUGUUAGCAAUUUGCAUCCCGUACGUCUACACAACCUGGGUUCAACCAAAAUGAAGAAAAGUCUAGACUCAGAGGAGCCUGAAGCUGCAGCGUGGCCAAACGACGGCAUGCUGCACGGACUGCGACAGGCCCUCCAGGGGUUCAAAAAGAAAAACCAGGAGCUGCUCGCAGAAAAUGUUGCUCUGAAGAAGGGUCUCGCCAACACUGAGCCCUGCUGGGAGCGAGAGAAGAAGAAGCUGCUGGAUGAGAGGGACAGUUUAGUUUCCACUCUUUCCAUGGCCAGAAACGACUUGGGCAGCUUGGCAGAGGAGCUUAAGUCUGUGAGAGCUGAGCACCAGAAAUGUGAGACAGAGCGCGACGAGUUGGACAACAGACUGCAGGAAAGGGAGACUGAAGUGCUAUCCUUGAGAAAAAGUCUGCAUCUCCAGAAGAACGAGACGAAGAUUGUCAAAAGACUCUGGAAGGCGGAACGAGACGAGGCCAGCAACGUGAUGCUCUCCAUUGAAAAGUCGCUCCUUGAGAGCAACGCACAGUGGAAGCAGUGGUGGUUUGUAAGGCAGGAAGAGGUGGCCACUGAGCUUCACACACUGCAGGCGCACUACGAGAAAAAGGUGAGCGACCUCACCAAGGAGAAAUUCGACGCGGUCACCGGCGUCUUAACUCAAGCGCUGGCGCUGCUACAAGACAGCAUGACCAGAUUUGCGAGCAUCAAGACAGAGAUCCAGCAGAGAGAGGCCGAAUGGGAAAACAAAAACAGAACUCUGGAGGAUCGCCUCAGGUAUGAGCUGCUGGCGAAAGAAAACAUCUUCCGGCAAAUAGAGGAGCUGCAGAAACAGAGCAAAGAGCACGAGGCCAAGCUCACCGAGGAGUGGAUGAACAAGGAGAGAGAGAUGAAGGAGGAGAUGAGGCUGCUUCAGGAGCUCGCCUUAAAAACCGACAAAGAAAAGGCAAAAAUGAGAGAGCAGGAAAAGAAAGAGAAGAAGGAGACGGAAAAGAGGAUGAAGAGGGAGGGAGGGAGGAAAGAGAUGAGGGGACUGGCCAGCUUUCUCUUCUCCUAAAACGAUCUCACCAUUUACCCUCAGCCCCUCUCAUUAUCAUCCUUCCUCUCCCUCAACACACAGACCAUCCCCAAUCCCCAAUCACAACCUAAUUAAAUUACCCUCACGCCCGCAAACCGCCACCUUCUUACCCUCC